GACCGUUAUUGCAGUCCACCACCUGACCUUAUUAGGGGCUUGACCUGUCGCUCAUCUGAAGCACCGUAGAUACCUACUCCACCUGAUACUGCGCAUACCAGAGUACCUCGCUUGGGCGCCUCUUGACAACACUAGCUAAGAUGAACGAAGUCGAGGUCGAGCGGCAAAUUGAGCAGAUGGUGCGGUUCAUCAAGCAGGAGGCGGAGGAGAAGUCCAACGAGAUUAAGGUCUCGGCUGAGGAGGAGUUUAACCUGGAGAAGCUGCAGCUGCUGGAGCAGGAGAAGUCGAAGAUUCGGAAGGAGUAUGAGCGCAAAGAGGGCCAGGUUGAGGUGAAGAAGAAGAUCGAGUACUCCAAGCAGCUGAACGAGAUGCGCCUCAAGGUGCUGGCUGCUAAGGAGGCGGCGGUGCAGGACAUCAUCACUGACGCGAAAGCCCGUCUGCGUGAUGUGUCCAAAAACCCUUCCACCUACAAGAAGCUCCUUCAGGACCUGCUGGUGCAGGCCAUGCGCAAGCUGAAUGAGAAGAGCGCUAGCGUGCGCGUGCGGCAAGUGGACCUGCUGCUGGUCAAGGAGGUGGUGGAGCCGGCGCGCAAGGCGUACACGGCCAUGUUUGGCACGGAGGCACCCGCGCUCACCGUCGACCAAACCACCUUCCUUCCGCCUCCACCCACCGACGGCGACGAGGUGGAGUCCUGCUGCGGCGGCGUGGUGCUGAUCUCGGGCGACGGCCGCAUCAACUGCUCGAACACUCUGGACGACCGCCUGAAGAUUGCCUACCAGGCCAACCUGCCCGCCAUCCGCGCCAAGCUGUUCGGCGUGGUGGCGCAGGGCCAGCACUAAACUCGGACGGAGGAUGCCGCGCGUACGGGCCGCGGGGGAUCGUCUCGCUUACUGUAUCGUAGCAUGCGCUGGUAUGGAUGUGUAGUUGCGGCUGGAGAGUCGGGAGGGCGGGGCGUGGACUGCACGCCCGAAUGCUGGUGGGAAGGUUUGGUGCCUGCGCUGGUUGAGGGGAAACGCAGUGUACGGGAUAGGGGAUGGUUGUUGGUGGCCAAAUGCACCGACAAAACAAGGGAACCCCGGUGGCAGUUGCCAAACUGGAAUGCGAAAUGCGGCGGGUACGUUAAGCGUGCGAUAACGGCAUUUCUGGGGACUCUGAUGAUCUCCUUUGUAACUCGGGUUUCAU
Messenger RNA from Chlamydomonas reinhardtii, 1182 nucleotides. RefSeq lists its product as uncharacterized. Bases 141 to 839 code for a protein of 232 amino acids. The record is from RefSeq and is a predicted model, not a curated record. Gene Ontology annotation, cellular component: proton-transporting two-sector ATPase complex, catalytic domain. Lineage: Eukaryota; Viridiplantae; Chlorophyta; Chlorophyceae; Chlamydomonadales; Chlamydomonadaceae. Gene Ontology annotation, molecular function: proton-transporting ATPase activity, rotational mechanism. The transcript has 6 exons. Gene Ontology annotation, biological process: proton transmembrane transport.